Molecule: messenger RNA, 630 nt
Organism: Brassica napus (rape)
Lineage: Eukaryota; Viridiplantae; Streptophyta; Magnoliopsida; Brassicales; Brassicaceae
Product: ras-related protein RABH1a-like
Exons: 6
Coding region: 1-630 (209 amino acids)
Molecular function (GO): GTP binding; GTPase activity
Source: RefSeq, a predicted model, not a curated record
AUGACACAUCUAGGCAAUUACAAGCUGGUGUUCCUGGGAGAUCAGGCCGUUGGUAAAACCAGUAUCAUUACAUGUUUCAUGUACGGUAACUUUGACACUAAUUAUCAGGCUACAAUUGGAAUUGAUUUUUUGUCCAAAACAAUGCGUCAUGAAGAUACAACUUUUCGUCUGCAAUUGUGGGACACGGCUGGACAAGAGAGAUUCAAAAGCCUAAUACCAAGUUAUAUCAGAGAUUCUUCUGUUGCUGUCAUUGUCUAUGAUGUUGCUAAUAAGCAAUCAUUUAUUAACGCCUCCAAGUGGAUUGAAGAUGUUCGUGCAGAAAGAGGCAAUCAAGUCAUCAUUGCUCUCGUUGGUAACAAACCGAUCUUGUUCAUCGAAGGUAAGCAAAACUCAAAGCAAGUUUCAAUAGAGGAAGGAGAUAACAAAGCUCGUGAGCUUGGAGCUUUGUUCAUAGAGACUAGUGCAAAAGCUGGAUUCAACAUUAAGCCUCUGUUCUGUAAGAUUGCGUCGGCGUUACAGGGGACUGAAACACAAACUUGGACGAGACAAGAGGAUUUGGUGGAUGUGAACCUAAAGCCAAUGACCAAUUUAUCUCACUCAGAGCAGCAACAAGGAAACUGUUCUUGUUAA